AGGAGCUCGGGCAGCCAGCUGGGGGCUGACCUGAUUCCCUAGAAUCCUCAGUUCCCUUCCUCUUUCCUCUCGACGUCCUUCCUUCCCUGUUUCUCCUCUCCCUCCUCCCCCUCUCCUCCCCAGAUAAGCAGCUCCGGGAAACAAAGAAUCCGGGCUCCCCAGACCUUGGAGCGUACACGCAGCUCUCCGCAGGCGGCAUCUCUCGAGGGUGACCCGGCGCUCCUGAUCUCCAUCCCCUCCCCAGCCUCCCCCGCCUCCCGCGCUCGCUCGCUCGCUCGCGCCCUCCCCGCUCUGCCUCCCCCACCGCCGCGGCUCGGAGAGGAAGACGGCCGGGGCUCAAGAUGGCUUUAGCCCGGCUCUGCGCCCUGCUCGCCUGCUGCUGGGGGCCGGCGGCGGUGCUGGCCACGGCCGCCGGCGAUGUGGAUCCGUCCAAGGAGCUGGAGUGCAAGCUCAAAAGCAUCACGGUGUCGGCGCUGCCCUUCCUGCGCGAGAACGACCUGAGCAUCAUGCACAGCCCCUCGGCCUCCGAGCCCAAGCUCCUCUUCUCGGUGCGCAACGACUUCCCCGGAGAAAUGGUCGUGGUGGACGACCUGGAGAACACCGAGCUGCCCUACUUCGUGCUGGAGAUCUCAGGGAACACAGAGGACAUCCCUCUGGUGCGCUGGAGGCAGCAGUGGCUGGAGAAUGGCACUUUGCUUUUUCACAUCCAUCACCAAGAUGGUGCCCCAAGCCUCCCUGGGCAAGACCCAACUGAAGAACCCCAGCAUGAGUCUGCAGAAGAGGAGCUGCGAAUCCUCCACAUCUCGGUCAUGGGUGGCAUGAUCGCUCUGCUGCUGUCCAUCUUGUGCCUGGUGAUGAUCCUAUACACUCGCCGGCGCUGGUGCAAACGCCGCCGGGUCCCCCAGCCCCAGAAAAGCGCCAGCGCCGAGGCAGCCAACGAGAUUCACUACAUCCCUUCAGUGCUGAUUGGCGGGCACGGGCGGGAGAGUCUCCGCAACGCCCGUGUGCAGGGCCACAACUCCAGCGGCACCCUGAGCAUCCGGGAGACACCCAUCCUGGAUGGCUAUGAGUACGACAUCACUGACCUGCGCCACCACCUGCAGAGGGAGUGCAUGAACGGAGGGGAGGACUUCGCCAGCCAGGUCACCCGCACCCUGGACUCCCUGCAGGGCUGCAAUGAGAAGACUGGGAUGGACCUCACACCAGGCAGUGACAAUGCCAAGCUGUCACUGAUGAACAAGUAUAAAGAUAACAUUAUUGCUACCAGCCCCGUGGACUCUAACCACCAGCAGGCCACCCUACUCUCUCACACCUCCAGUAGCCAAAGAAAACGGAUCAACAACAAGGCAAGAGCUGGUUCUGCCUUUUUGAACCCUGAAGGGGAUUCUGGCACAGAGGCAGAGAACGACCCCCAGCUGACCUUUUACACAGAUCCCUCAAGGAGCCGGAGGCGCAGUAGAGUGGGUUCUCCCCGAAGUCCUGUGAACAAGACCACCUUGACCCUGAUCAGCAUCACUAGCUGUGUGAUCGGCCUAGUGUGCUCCUCCCACGUCAGCUGCCCUCUCGUUGUCAAGAUCACCCUGCACGUCCCUGAGCACCUGAUCGCCGAUGGGAGCCGCUUCAUCUUGCUGGAGGGGAGCCAGCUAGACGCCAGUGACUGGCUAAACCCUGCCCAAGUGGUUCUCUUCUCUCAGCAGAACUCCAGUGGGCCCUGGGCCAUGGACCUUUGCGCCCGGAGGCUCCUGGACCCCUGUGAACACCAGUGUGACCCUGAAACUGGUAGGCGGGAGCACCGGGCAGCGGGGGAGUGCCUCUGCUAUGAAGGUUACAUGAAGGAUCCCGUACACAAGCACCUUUGCAUUCGGAAUGAAUGGGGGACAAACCAGGGGCCUUGGCCUUACACGAUAUUUCAGCGAGGCUUUGACCUGGUUUUGGGAGAGCAGCCCUCUGAUAAAAUAUUCAGAUUCACCUACACCCUGGGAGAGGGCAUGUGGUUGCCCCUCAGCAAGAGCUUUGUGAUUCCACCAGCGGAACUGGCCAUCAAUCCAUCAGCAAAAUGCAAGACGGACAUGACUGUGAUGGAGGAUGCUGUGGAGGUCAGAGAAGAGCUGAUGACUUCAUCCUCUUUUGACAGCCUGGAGGUUCUCUUAGAUUCCUUUGGGCCCGUGCGUGACUGCAGCAAAGAUAAUGGGGGUUGCAGUAAGAAUUUCCGUUGCAUUUCAGAUCGCAAGCUGGACUCCACUGGUUGUGUGUGCCCAUCCGGACUCAGCCCCAUGAAGGACAGUUCGGGCUGCUAUGACCGCCACAUCGGGGUGGACUGUUCCGACGGCUUCAACGGCGGCUGUGAGCAGCUGUGUCUCCAGCAGAUGGCCCCCUUCCCUGAUGACCCCACCCUGUACAACAUCCUCAUGUUCUGCGGGUGCAUCGAGGACUAUAAGCUUGGUGUGGAUGGACGCUCUUGCCAGCUCGUCACAGAGACUUGUCCAGAGGGAGGUGACUGCGAGGAAAGUAGGGAACUUCCCAUGAACCAGACCCUCUUUGGGGAGAUGUUCUUUGGUUACAACAACCAUUCCAAGGAAGUGGCUGCUGGACAGGUGCUGAAAGGAACAUUCAGGCAAAACAACUUUGCUCGUGGUUUAGACCAGCAACUGCCAGAUGGUCUUGUGGUGGCCACUGUCCCCUUGGAGAAUCAGUGCCUGGAGGAGAUCUCGGAGCCCACCCCCGACCCUGACUUCCUGACUGGGAUGGUGAACUUCAGCGAAGUGUCUGGAUACCCUGUGUUGCAGCACUGGAAGGUCCGCUCUGUGAUGUACCACCUCAAACUCAACCAGGUUGCCGUCUCUCAGGCACUCAGCAAUGCUCUCCACUCGCUGGACGGGGCUACGUCUCGUGCAGAUUUCGUGGCUCUGUUGGACCAGUUUGGCAACCAUUACAUCCAGGAAGCUAUCUAUGGCUUCGAGGAGUCCUGUUCCAUCUGGUACCCAAACAAGCAGGUCCAGCGGCGACUCUGGCUGGAAUAUGAAGACAUCAGUAAAGGCAACUCCCCAUCCGAUGAGUCAGAGGAGCGAGAAAGAGACCCCAAGGUGCUGACGUUCCCAGAGUACAUCGCCAGCCUGUCAGACUCUGGCACCAAACGCAUGGCUGCUGGAGUCCGCAUGGAGUGCCAGAGCAAGGGACGAUGCCCCUCAUCCUGCCCCCUGUGUCAUGUGACAUCCAGCCCUGACUACCCUGCUGAGCCAGUCCUGCUGGAGGUGACCAAAGCAGCCCCCCUCUAUGAACUAGUGACCAACAACCAGACCCAGAGGCUCUUGCAGGAGGCCACCAUGAGCUCUCUGUGGUGCUCAGGGACGGGAGAUGUCAUCGAGGACUGGUGUCGGUGUGAUUCCACUGCCUUUGGAGCCGACGGACUCCCCACCUGCGCACCGCUCCCGCAGCCUGUCCUGAGACUCUCCACAGUUCAUGAGCCCAGCAGUACCCUCGUGGUCCUCGAAUGGGAACACUCAGAGCCACCAAUUGGGGUUCAGAUUGUAGAUUAUCUUCUCCGUCAAGAGAAAGUCACUGACAGGAUGGACCACUCUAAAGUGGAGACAGAAACGGUGCUGAGCUUUGUGGAUGACAUCAUCUCUGGAGCAAAGUCUCCUUGUGCCAUGCCAUCCCAGGUGCCAGACAAGCAGUUCACCACCAUUUCUCUGAUCAUACGAUGCCUAGAACCGGACACCAUUUACAUGUUUACCCUGUGGGGAGUGGACAACACAGGACGGCGUUCCAGGCCAAGUGACGUGAUUGUGAAGACCCCUUGUCCCGUGGUGGAUGAUGUCAAAGCUCAAGAAAUAGCAGACAAGAUCUACAAUCUCUUCAAUGGCUAUACCAGUGGGAAGGAGCAGCAGACGGCCUACAACACCCUUCUGGAUCUGGGUUCCCCCACCUUACAUCGAGUCCUCUACCACUACAACCAACAUUAUGAGAGCUUUGGAGAAUUCACCUGGCGGUGUGAGGAUGAAUUAGGCCCCAGGAAGGCAGGCCUCAUCCUUUCCCAGCUUGCGGACCUCAGCAGUUGGUGCAAUGGACUCCUUCAGGAACCCAAGAUAAGCUUGCGACGCAGCUCGCUCAAGUACCUGGGCUGCCGCUACAGCGAGAUCAAGCCCUAUGGACUGGACUGGGCCGAGCUCAGCCGGGACCUCAGGAAGACGUGUGAGGAGCAGACCCUGAGUGUCCCCUACAAUGACUAUGGGGACAGUAAGGACAUGUAGCACCACAAGGCUGGAUUGCUGCUGCCAAAAUGAAGCAGGAGAGAGAGGAGAGGGACAUCUGGGUUGGUUUGUGGAUUUUUAGCAUUUUUUAAUGGAACAUUAAAACCUCCAUGGCAAUGUCUAUGCCAGGGAGAAAGUGAUCCUCAUUCCCUGCAUCCCUCAGCCUGAUGUUCUCCAUCUGCAUGACCCGUGACCCUGCCAGCCAGCGGCUUCAUGCAGUGCCAUGGGCUUUUUUAGAAGAUUACUUUGGGGCUUGUUUUGCUGUUGAUUUGUUUCAUUCAUUUCUGACCCUCCAAGAAGUUUGCCAGAAUAAUCUGUGAUGCUUCCCACAAAAGGUCUGUCAAGUUGAGGCAUUCUGCUGUCACUGAGUUCAUUGCAACUGGGGACAGAGGUGAGGCCAGAAGGUUGCUGACCUGUUCAGGGUCCACCCUCAGGCAUUCCUUAGGAAGCACCUCAGUCUAGGAGCCUAAGCCUUGCUCACUGAGAAAAACAAUAUGGAAACUGGGAAGGUGAUCCCCCGUCCGUGCCUCAUGGCUUUUCUCCCAGGACUUCCUAUUUCCAUCUCCACUUCUCAAAAGUGAACCCAGCUUUCCUUACAGGCCCCAGUGGGCCACCUGUGUUUUUAUCCCCCUACCCCCAUUUUAAGCUAAACUGGAAUGAAAUCUUUUCUCUGGCAGACCUCUUCCCUCUCCUCUGAACACCAUGAUCUUUGAGAGGCAAUAAGAUGCCACCUGUCAAAUGCACCUUUAGAGAAGUCUACCUGGGAGACUGUAAAUGAGGUUUAUUGGUUUAAAAAACUUCUGUGCCUCCAUUGGAUAAACUCUGCUGUCCACCAAUAUCUACCCAAGCAACUGGAUUCCCUUUGGCCCUGUGCCUCUUACCCAGGACGCGUAAGUCUUGGCUGAUGUCUGAUCUGGUCCAUGAGGGAUCAAUACUUCCAUGUCAUUGUUGCAGUGAACUAAAGCUAUUACUGAUCACAAUCUUCCCUCUUGCUAAAUUUAUGUAUCCCUAGUUUUGCUAAUCAUUUCUCUGAUGGCCAUCAGUGGGAGGAUUGCACCAUGGUCAUGGCCAGCUAGUUGCUGGGAGUUGCAGAGGCUCUGUGUAGACAGUCACCACUGACCACAGGUAAAGGCUGAGGUGUUGUUUCCACCCCUCUGCCCAAGCAGUGGUGUGGAUGACCUGGCUAGCAGGAAGCCCAGCCUUUCAGAAAGAGCCAGGCAGGGCCAUGUUAGCGGCAGUGACCUUAGCUGUCCCAUGUGCUUCAGAGGCUGAACACACACAUACUUUCAGUCACCAUGCCUUUGACCAGGGCGCAGCAUCUACAAACACGUGAGAAAGGUAUGGAGGGAGGUGCAGGGUCUACUAUGACAGUUGCUGAGCCCUGCUGAUAUUUUCUAAAUAGUAACAAGGACAGGCGACAUUCAUGAAGUGCUUGCUGUGUGCUAGACACCGCUAUGAGCGUGUUAGGUGUCACUGCAUCCUAACAACGACCCCUCGAGGAAAUGCUAUUCUUGCCUCCAUUUUGGUGUUGAGGAAACUGAGGCAAAGAGAGGUUAUGCGACUUUCCCCAGAUUCUGUGCACUGUAUGUCUCAGUUCCAAUAUGAGUUCAGACGCUGGACUCCAGAGCAUAGGAUUUUAACCAGCCUGUGCCCCUCAGUUCUGUUUUCAGUAUUGUUGGCAGCAAGCCAUUGUGUGAGCUCCAGAGAGCCUGCCCUUCCCCAGACACAUGGGGUGUUGACCUGCCCUCUGUUCAGGGGAAGGAGGCAGUGGCCAAGUUCACCCUUAGCCUUCGGAGCUAAGACACCCUUUGGGGACCCCUGCUCUGCGCACACAGCCUUCCCCCAUCCUGGGUGACUGGGAGGACAGCCUGGCGCCAGGCUGAAAGCACAGGGUGGUGUGACUAUCCUCUCCACUUCCUUCCGGAGAGAGAGGAGGAUUUAUUCCAUCCUCUCUCAUGCACCUGCCUCAGAGAUUCCCCUGCUUCCAGAGCAAAGGCUGACAGAACACUCGGCUAUCUGCAUGUGGUCAGCGCAGGGGCCUCAGUCAAAGUGCCUCAUAGGCAAGUUUUUCACCACUGCCAGGGAGCAAGUUGCUGUGGGUCACCGGGGCAGGGCCUCUAGCACCUUCUCACUGCUCUGCUCUGCCGUCAUUUUUUUUUUGCAGUUUUUGGCCAGGGCUGGGUUUGAACCUGCCACCUCUGGCAUAUGGGGACAGUGCCCUACCCCUUUGAGCCACAGGAGCCACCUGUGCUCUGCCAUCUUUUUACUCAGUCUGUGCACAGCAAGGUGUCUUGAGUUUGGGUGGGAAGAGGGUGAGGCUGCCAAUACCCUCCUGCUCCCAGCAGGGGCGAGGCGGGAGCAGGUAGGCUAAGAGGGGCAUCAGGGUCCCCCACUUCUGUUUCUCCUUUUUAGGCAUUCCAUGCACCUCUCCCCUCCUGUCUUUUUUCUCCACUCUCCCAAAUUCUUCCACCUGCUUUUCAUUUUUGUAUUUUCACUCUUUUCUUUCUCUUUCUGCGACCCUCCUCUUUUGUCCCUUCCUUCCCUAUAAUUCUCUUCCUCCUCCAGUCCCCUCCUGGGUUCUCCUCCCUGCGUGUGUGUAUGUAUGCACACCCACGUGGAGCAUGCACAGUGUACACACAGCCCCUAUAACUGGGCCCACUUGCUUUCAAGUUAAAAAUGCCAAUGUGAAUGGAGCAGGGGAUAGUCUUAGGGUGGUUAUACAAUUAACAGGAGGAUUAUUUUCCCCCAGGAGGAUGCUACCAAUCACACCCUACUGACAUUUCCCAAAGCUUGCCUAGAGAAACCCACCCUGGCUAGAAGGAGGGAUGGUACCGGGUCUUUAUUAAACCUUAAGUUUCUAAGCUGCCAAACAGGUCUUAAGGGAGUCACUUACAGUCACCAACACUCUCCCAGCUCCUUGAGACCUCGGGGUGGGGGGAGGGAUUCCUGUUGAAUAUACAUGAACCCCCGUAAUAGCAUUAGACUUUUAAUUGAGCGUGCAAUCAUUUUCCAUGGAGUUUGGUCCAUUCAUUAUUUUUGGUUAACUACACUUCUUGAUAGUCAAAUGUUCUGUUAAGAAACUGAGCGUGAAGAAAGAAAAACCCACUUUACUAUAUAGAAGGAAGAAAGAAUAUAAUGUGACCAUCUUCAGGUAUAACAGUAUUAUUUAAAAAAGAAUUCUUGUACGAUUAUAAAGAGUGAAAUAAUCAACUAAGUAAUAAACAAAGCUGUUAG
Nycticebus coucang (slow loris) is the source of this 7484-nucleotide messenger RNA. RefSeq names its product astrotactin 1 (gene ASTN1). The record is from RefSeq and is a predicted model, not a curated record. Gene Ontology annotation, biological process: neuron cell-cell adhesion; neuron migration. The coding region runs from base 342 to 4250 and encodes 1302 amino acids. The transcript is spliced from 23 exons. Gene Ontology annotation, molecular function: protein binding. Lineage: Eukaryota; Metazoa; Chordata; Mammalia; Primates; Lorisidae.